AGUCGGAAGUCGGAAGUCGGAGCCGGGGCCGGCCGCCGGGGCCUGUGGGGCUGCUUGCUGGGAGGGUCCCUGAAUGCAGGGCUCUCUGGGGCGAGCCUCGAUGCCGAGCCCGCGACUUCUGGUGCUCUUCGGCAGCCAGACAGGCACAGCCCAGGAUGUAUCGGAGAGGCUGGGCCGCGAGGCUCGGCGCCGGCGGCUCGGCUGCCGGGUGCAGGCCCUGGACUCCUACCCGGUGGUGAAUCUGAUUAAUGAGCCCCUGGUGAUAUUUGUUUGUGCAACUACAGGCCAAGGAGACCCCCCUGACAACAUGAAGAACUUCUGGAGGUUCAUCUUCCGGAGGAGCCUGCCGGCGGCCUCCCUCUGCCACAUGGACUUCGCCGUCCUGGGCCUCGGGGACUCCUCUUAUGCCAGGUUUAACUUUGUGGCCAAGAAACUGUACCGACGGCUGCUGCAGCUCGGAGGCAGCGCCCUCUUGCCGGUCUGCCUAGGCGAUGACCAGCAUGAGCUGGGGCCGGACGCCACCAUCGACCCCUGGCUGCACAACCUGUGGGAGAAGGUGCUGGGGCCCCAGCCUGUGCCCCUCGACCCACCUGGGGUCCCCUGGCCCUCCAAGUUCACCCUGCAGUUCCUUCAGGAGGCCCCCAGGACCUGCUCUGAGGAGCUGCGUGUGGCCAGGACAGACCCUCAGGGACCCCCUUCAGAGCUACAGCCCGUCCUGGCACCCAUGGUCACCAACCGGAGGGUCACAGGGCCCUCGCACUUCCAGGAUGUUCGGCUGAUCGAGUUCGACGUCGCAGGCUCUGGGCUCAGCUUUGCGGCCGGUGACGUGGUGCUGAUCCAACCUGAGAACGCGGCCAGCCACAUCCGGCAGUUCUGCCAGGUGCUGGGCCUGGAACCUGACCAGCACUUCACACUGCAGCCCCAGGAGCCAGAUGUCCCCUGCCCCAAGCAGCUGCCCCAGCCCUGCUCCGUGCGGUGCCUCGUGUCCCAGUACCUGGACAUUACCAGCGUGCCCCGCCGCUCCUUCUUUGAGCUCCUGGCCUGUCUGUCCCCCCACGAGCGGGAGCGGGAGAAGCUGCUAGAGUUCAGCUCUGCCCAAGGCCACGAGGAGCUGCACAGCUACUGCACCCGGCCCCGCAGGACCAUCCUCGAGGUGCUGUGCGACUUCCCACACACGGCUGGCGCCAUCCCCCCAGACUACCUGUUGGACCUCAUCCCCCCAAUCCGGCCACGGGCCUUCUCUGUUGCCUCCUCUCAGUUGGCUCACCCCUCGAGGCUGCAGAUCCUCGUGGCCGUGGUGCAGUACCAGACACGCCUCAAGGAGCCCCGCCGGGGCCUCUGCUCCUCCUGGCUGGCAUCCCUGGACCCUGGGCAAGGACCUGUCCGGGUGCCCCUGUGGGUGCAGCCUGGAGGCCUGACGUUUCCGCAGAUGCCAGACAUACCUGUGAUCAUGGUAGGGCCAGGCACUGGUGUGGCCCCCUUCCGAGCUGCCAUCCAGGAGCGUGUGGCCCGGGGUCAGACUGAAAACAUCUUGUUUUUUGGCUGCCGCCGGCGGGACCAAGACUUCUACUGGGAGGCUGAGUGGAAGGAGCUGGAGAAGCAGGGCUGCCUGACUCUUGUCACAGCCUUCUCCCGGGAGCAGGAGCAGAAGGUGUACGUGCAGCACCGGCUCCGGGAGUUGGGGCCGCUGGUGUGGGAGCUACUGGACCGCCAGGGGGCCCACUUCUACCUGGCUGGCAACGCCAAGUACAUGCCGGCUGAUGUGUCAGACGCCCUGAUGUCCAUCAUCCAGGAGGAGGGCGGACUCUCUGGCCCUGACGCGGCUGCCUACCUGGCCCGGCUCCAGCGGACACUGCGUUUCCAGAUGGAGACGUGGGCCUGAGGGGUCGUCCUGCUGGCCGUGGCUACUCCCGCCAGUGGUCUCAGGGGGGCCCCGUCUGAUCCCAGCCGGAGGACUGUCAGCUCUUCUGCACAGCUGACUCAGCUCCCACCCUCACCCUGACCCUGCUACCUGUCCACCACCCAGCCUACCCCUACACCAUGGCUCCAAGUCUGCCCCUCCCCUCCUUCCAGGGUUCCUGGGUCCUGGUCAGGUUGGCUCCCUGGGCUGCACCACCCCACCCAGAGCUUAGGACCUGAGCGGCCGGAGGAGGCCCCCGGCAGCACACCCUUCGUCGCCCUGUUCCAGGACAGACCCCACAAUAAACGAUGGCCUCUGGGUGGCUGCUUCCCACCUGCUCCUCCUGGUGUUGUCAGGGUCCUUAGGUGGGAGGUGGGCCCACAGCUCACUGCAUGGGAAUAGCCCACCCAGGGUGGGCACAAGUAUACUGCCGCUCAGCCAGGCACUUUGGUGCUUGAUUCUGAUGCGCUGGGGUCCAGCUGUUUGCCCACCUUAUACAGGCUCCGCUCUGGCCCCUGCAGCCAAGCAGUGGGAGGCCUGAGGCACCAGGCCAGGGUGCUCCAAUCCACUGGCCCCAAAACAGAGGCCCUGGGCCCUGGGCGGGGAGGGGCGUGGCCCAAGAUGGGGUGCCAGUGGGAGUGGAGUCCCCGCCCCUGGGAGGGGAAUUUUUGUUGGAGAAGUUGGGCGGGCCUACGCACCCUGCCUCCACCUAGAAUCGGCUGGCUGGCUGGCAGUCAGUCACUCCCUGACACGCAGAUCCCCAAACCUGGGGCGGGGCUGGGGCAGAUCCUGUUGGGGACAGAACACAGGGCCUAGGAGCUGGCCCGGCAGCUGGGGACCAAGUGAAGUUCACGUUGAGUGAGGCUCGAAGCCAGGAGGAGGCGGCCAUUGCUGUAAGGUGCUGGCAGACGACGGGUUGGACAGCAGGGCCCCUGCGAACCUCCAGGGUGCCAGGAUUCUGGACAGUGAACCCCUGCUGGGGGCAGCAGUCAUAGACUGCCCCUGGGCCCCCACAGAGGACGGGGACGAAGACGAGGAGGAGCAGGCUGGGGAGCAGGGGGAGGAGGAGGAGUGUCCCGUCUGCACAGAGCCCUACCGGUCCGGUGAGCACCAGCUGGCCCUGCUGAACUGCGGUCACAGCCUGUGUGCAGGCUGCCUGCACCGGCUGCUGGGCGCGGCCCCCAGUGCCGACCUGGGCCGGGUGCGCUGCCCGCUGUGUCGUCAGAAAACACCCAUGCUUGAGUGGGAGAUCUGCCGGCUGCAGGAGGAGCUGCUGCAGGCCGACGGGCCCCAGCGCCCCGCGCCCGCUGCUCCCCUCGGGCCCCUCCACGAGAGCCCCGGGCCCUGGGCCCGCCUAGAGCACCGCUACCAGCUGCACUUCCUGACGAGGCCCCUAGGCGGCCGAGGCUGCCUGCCCUUCCUGCCCUGCCCGCCCUGCCUGGGUGCCUGGCUCUGGGCCCUGCGGGAACGAGGGCCCUGCGCCCGCCGCAUGGCGCUGCUGGGCCUGCUGGCCCUCGAGCUGCUGGGGCUACUGCUCAUCUUCAUGCCGCUCAUACUGCUGGGGCUGCUCUUCGUGCUGCUGGACGGCUCCAGCCGCUGAGAAGAGCCCGCCGGGUCUGCCACCAGCACGGCCUGGGCUUGAGGUAGCCAUGGCCACCAACGGAUGGGAGGCCCAGACUGGCCCAGGCCCUGGAGCCGUGGGGCCUGAUGGCCAGGCUGAAGAACCCAAGGUCGAUCAGGGCACUAACUUUCAACCCAGACCCAAGCCUCGGACCCAGGGCCACCCAGAAGCCUCUGACCCAGCCGGAGACUCCACACUGCCCUGCUGCCCAGACGCUAGCCAGUGGUGCCUAAGGACAGCACCAGAGGAGGCCUGUGACCAGGGCCCGAAGUGCCCCUCGAGGGACAGGCCCCAUGCUGACACUGGGCUGUCCCCGCUCUCCAGCCUGGCCUGUCUGCAAGAGGGGCACAGACACCGCGGACACAAAAAUGAACAGAGGCCUGGGUCAAGUGCUCGGAGUGGGUGGGGCCCUCAGCAGGCACCUGCCCACGUUCCAGCUGAGAGUCAAGUGUGUGUUCCCUGAAGGUCAGGGUAGCCGAGGGGAGGGCCCCUGCUGCACAGGCCCGGCCCACAAAGGGCCUCCUCUGCCUGCCGGGCUGGGGUCCAAGUGGCGGCCCUGAGCAGCCCCAGGGGUGGAGGGGAGUGGCAGCACAUGCCCCUCAGCCACAAGGGACCAGGGCGGGCCCUGGGGCCGAAGGCACCCUCACUCCCCUGCAGCCCCCCAUGGCUGAGCCUGGGGCCUUUAUUUGAGGGACAGACGCAGUCACAGCACCCCCCUCGUGGGCUCAUUGGUGGCACGCCGAGCCCUGUGCCCGGCACAAGAAAUGCUGUCAAUAAACAGCUGCUCCUGA
Messenger RNA from Vicugna pacos (alpaca), 4312 nucleotides. RefSeq names its product NADPH dependent diflavin oxidoreductase 1 (gene NDOR1). Gene Ontology annotation, cellular component: cytosol. Gene Ontology annotation, molecular function: FMN binding; NADPH-hemoprotein reductase activity; flavin adenine dinucleotide binding. NCBI's taxonomy places the organism in Eukaryota, Metazoa, Chordata, Mammalia, Artiodactyla, Camelidae. The record is from RefSeq and is a predicted model, not a curated record.